This is a messenger RNA of Protopolystoma xenopodis, 609 nucleotides long. The record is from the annotation of a GenBank genome assembly. Lineage: Eukaryota; Metazoa; Platyhelminthes; Monogenea; Polystomatidea; Polystomatidae.
AUGCCUCGUCUUCCAGCAGACCCCAAUGCGGACUUGUUUGGCAUCGAGUCACUGCUAUGGCGACACAGGAUGGAAAAACAACACCAACUAAUGCUCAAACGUACGCAACAGCGGACAACCAGCUUCCUCUUCAUUCCGGCCCGAUUGCCCAUUAGUUGUCCACGCUGGCCCAUCUCCUUCUCUCUUUUUUUCACUUUCUUUACUUUUUUUUCUUCUCUCCUGUCUUGUCCUCGGCCUCGUGCAUCUGCCUGCCCAUCUUCAUUAGAUACAGCCUGCCUAAUGGGCAUACUGUUUCCAGUUUCGAGGAGACCUACUCGACGACAAAAGCGGACUGGGAGGGGCUACCAGUGCCCAUUAUCAGUUCUGCAGCCUCUCGAGGUUGUCAUGGCAGGGAGCAACAGGGGCCGGAGGCCAUCUUGUGAUUGGGUCAUUCGUCAAUUAGGACGGACAAUCGAGGAUGAACGAUUGCCUGGUUCGAGCCCCGCCGAGGCCGAGUUGAGGCGGGAGAGGCGAGCGGAAAAAGCAGAUGACAUCAUGUCGGGGGAGAGGGGGCGGGAUGAAAAAAACUCAACAAUUCCCCUCGGUUCGGCCAAAACUACUCUUGUCUAG